Alternaria arborescens is the source of this 831-nucleotide messenger RNA. RefSeq lists its product as hypothetical. The record is from RefSeq and is a predicted model, not a curated record. Bases 1 to 831 code for a protein of 276 amino acids. Lineage: Eukaryota; Fungi; Ascomycota; Dothideomycetes; Pleosporales; Pleosporaceae. The transcript has 2 exons.
AUGGAUAACACUUAUCGUGAACGGUUACAAAUCCGUUCGCGACUCAUUGAAAAGGAACGUUACGAAGUCCUUGCAUGUAACUCAGAAGCCGUCCCCGCCGUCCUAGAACUGUACGAAUGGCUUACAAGAACAUACCUGCCUCUUCGCUUUCCAAGUCUAUACGCCAUCACAGAGUCGGGAAAGCAUCUGCGCAACCAUGUCACAGAUAGCCUGAUUCCAUUACACAUGACUAACGGCGAAGAAGCUCUAGAAAUCCUAGGCUCCAAUAUCGACACGGAGUUCUUACUACUCACCCCUUCCCCCUCCCCUCUCGCCUCCGAACCACUCGAUGGUUCGUCGUUCGGUAUCACUACGCAGACCAAAUACUUGCUAACGGCCUUUAUAAACUGCUUUCCGAGCGGAUUCAACACACGUUCCAAGCUCAAUCAACUUCUCGCUGCCAUACAUGCUCCUGUCCCCGGCUAUGCCGCCAAGCUAGAAAAGAGCAUGGAUCGCUUCUUUGCCAACCUACCCAUGGGCAAGAUCGUCAAGCGGAGUAAUUGGAGUAUCAGUACAAAUGGAGAGUUGUUCUGCUUGAAAGGGAACCACAUGAGUGUGGAGGAUUUGGCUCGGAAGCAAAAGAACGAGGUGGAGGAGGAAAUUGAUUUGGACAAGACCGUGACGUAUCAGUAUCCAUUGCGCGAAUUGAGAGAUGAAGGGAGCGGAGAGGUGCUUGCGGAGGCUAUUGAUGGUUUGGGCCUUGGCAGUGCACCCGGCAUGACAAUCUACAAGCGUCAAGUCACCUGGGGUGAUAAAGUAAAGGCUUUUUUAAAGGGAGAGAUUGAUGCCUGA